AUGAAAACUUUUGAGUCGGAUGAAGAGGAUGCAGAGCAACUUGGUGCAUAUCAAAAGGAAUUACGACAGCGGGCCAAUGAGAGCAUCCAGGAGCUCAGCACUGUUCUGGAAAAGCCCAGUCCCUUUGCUGAAGUAAUGGAGGGGCCAGAGGGCAAGUACAGUGAGGGAGGUUCCCUUCAUCUACAACCUGUAGAAGACAUUAUUGAAUGGAGCCAGAAAACACAGAGUGAAGCAGUUAACCAGCUAAAAAGCCUUCUUCUCAAACAAGGCAAAGAUAUUCCUCCUCCUUGCUCUCCUUCUAAGAGGCUUUCUCCAUCUAGGAGUGCUCAACAAGAGAGCAGGUCUGGUAAACAUACUUUUCAGGAUUUGGUCCCAAUGAUCCACAACCAGGCAGACUAUAUUCAGCAUCUUGAAGCAGAAGUUAAGUUCUGCAAAGAAGAGCUUCAAGGGAUGAAACAACGUGUGAUGGUGGUGGUGUUGGAGAACGAGAAGUUGCAGUCUGAGCUCAAAUCUAGUGCUGUAGUGGAGUCCCUUAAAGACUUCACUUUUCAGACUGCGAUGAAUGAAAACGUGCCAGCCAAUGGACACAUUUCUUCAAAUAAAUGGAAAAAUGAAAUGGAACAGCUAAAGGUUAUAUAUGCAGCACAAACUGAAAGCUUGGAGACUCAGGUCGUCUCUCUCAGAAAGGAGCUGGCUGCUUCUCUUAAAGAAUGUGAGGAAGUCAGAGUUCGUUUGAAACACAAAGAGAAGCAGUUAGCCCACACCACUAACACCAAUGGAGUCCCCACCGUGGCGGGGCUGUGUCUGAAGUGUGCCCAGCAUGAAGCUGUUCUGGCUGGGACACAUACAAAUGUCCACAUCCAGGCUAUUGAAAGAUUGACCAAGGAACAAGAUGAGUUGAUGAUGGCUCUCCAGACAGUACGUCUAAGUCUGCAGGAGGCACAGCAGAGGGAAUGGUCCGCUUGUCUUCAGGUCAAGCAGGCGGUAGAGAUGACUGAAGAAGCAAAUCUUCAUAAAGCAAGGAUGGAGGUGGAGUACGAACAGUUGUCCCGAGAGUUGGUGCAACAGCGGGAGCGAGUAGAAAGAGAAACACAAGGCCUAAAACAGAGACUGACUGAAGCUCGAGAAGAAGGCCGAGCUGAGUCCCACAAACAAAAAGAGGGGCUAUUAAAAACCGUUUCUAAUUUGACCCAACGGACGGCUGAUUUGGAAGGGCAGCUGGACCGAGCAAGCAGGGAUAAGAGCUCCUUAUCUAAUCAGCUGGAUGACACUGUUCGCAAACUCACUAUUCAAGAACAAGAAAGUACAAGGCUGAAUGUGGAUUUGCGAUACCAGCUAAGCCAAGCCCUGCUGAAGAAAGAGGAGGCAGAGCGAGAACUUGGAGAUCUCACAGCUAAAACACACAGACAGAUAGAAAAGGCUGCACAGGAAGUGGAAAGACUGAACUCUGAGUUGGUUGGCUGUCGGCAACAUUUGGAGGUUGUCCAAAAGGACAAUGGCCAAUGGCAGGCCGAAGCUCUGAGCCUAGCGGAACAGCUGGCAAAUGCCCAGCACCAACUGCACCUCACCAGACAGGAAAUGGAAAAUGCAGAGCGGACAUACAAGGAGAAAAUAGCGUCUGAAAAUCUAACAACGCAGGAGAAGCAGCAGCAACUGAUGUCAGAGCUGCAGAAGACUGAGGCCAAGCACCAAAGGACAGUGACAGAGUUGGACGACCUGCUGAGCUCCCAAGAUGCCCUGAUCAGGAAACUGAAGGAGGAAUGUGUCACUCUGGGAGCUCUCCUGGAGGAGCGCACUGGAAACAGCAGGCGUGAAGUGGAGCAGUUGUCUUUGGAGCGCCGGCGGCUCGCAGACACAGUCCAGAGUCUGAGAGCGCGCUGUGUGGACCUGGAGCAGCAGUGUGUGCAGCACGGCCGCAUGCAUCAGCGCAUGAAAGACAGGCUGCAGCAGUUGGACCGUCACUGUCAAAGCAGCGCUCAGCAGGUGUGCGAGCUGCUGGCCAAACAGAACCAGCUGAUGCACGAGAGGAACGCGCUCACACAGGACAUGCGAGAGCUGCGAGUCGAGCUUCCUGGUGUGAGACAAGUGGACGUUCUGACCACGUGA
Knipowitschia caucasica is the source of this 2106-nucleotide messenger RNA. Lineage: Eukaryota; Metazoa; Chordata; Actinopteri; Gobiiformes; Gobiidae. The record is from the annotation of a GenBank genome assembly.